Molecule: messenger RNA, 1830 nt
Organism: Acaulospora colombiana
Lineage: Eukaryota; Fungi; Glomeromycota; Glomeromycetes; Diversisporales; Acaulosporaceae
Source: the annotation of a GenBank genome assembly
AUGAUAUUAUUGUCCGUUUCAACAGAUUCAAUACCGAAUAGUAGUAAUUUAAGUGAUUUCAUCGGUUUUGUGGAAAGUCAUUUCGGCAAUUACUCAUUUGAUGGUGCAUAUCAACUUAACCAGAACGCUAGUAAUAAGAUUUCCCUAUAUUCACCAUUUAACUCGCAAUAUCCACAACAGACAUAUCAAAGUGUGCUUAAUACCUAUAGCAAUUUUAAUUCGAGUCGAAUAGUCUUUGGCGUUGACUUUGGUGGCAUCAUAGAAGUGGUGUUUUCUUCCAAUGGUGAUUUCAAUAUUAGCAAUCUUGUGCCUGUGACAUCUGACGUGAGUUUCCCAUUUAAUGGAUCUCAGCCGUUGAAUGGAUGCGUGGGGGCGCCAUAUAUAAAUUCGAUUGCGUUCAAUGAUAUAAUAAGUUAUGAAGCCGAUUUAUGCGCAAACGAGUCGGGCUGGACUCGAGGUUUUGAUUACUAUUCUCAAGAACCGUAUCUUUACAAAAUAGAUCAGAACCCGAAUAAGUAUUAUUUUAUAUCUUAUGAAGAUAGUGGAUCUCUAUAUCAAAAAAUAAAUUGGUCAACUAGUCAAGGAUUUGGUGGGAUAGCGAUUGCAAAUUUAUCAAAAGACACUAAUGAUAUGACGAUGUUGAAAGCCAUAAAUGCCAUGUUCACCGAUGGAGGAAAUGGACCAUCGACACCGCCUACUUCAACUUCACCUUCACCUCUCAUUUCUACAACCCCCAAUUCCAUCAGUGCAUCUGCCAACCUCAAAUCUUCCAAGAUUUCUACCGCAGGAUUAAUUGGAAGUAUCAUCGGGGGAAUAUUAUUCAUCUUGAUAUUAUCUGCCGUAAUAGUAUUUUUUGUCAUGAGAGAUAGACGAACGAAUGAUGAGACGAUGAGUGCAAAGCCAUCCGACAAUCGGUCGAGCCCGCUGAUACCACCCGUGGCUGCCGUCUUAAUGACACCAACCACGAAACCCACUUUUGUUACGGCAUUGUUCGAUUUCGAGGGUAGAGAAGAUGGUGACCUAAGUUUUAAGAAAGGAGAUCGGAUAGAGGUAAUAGAGAGGGGAAAUGGUCCCGUCGAUUGGUGGGUGGGUAAGGUGAACGGCGUUGUGGGUGAAUUUCCUGUAAUUCUCCCCAACGCUGAUUAUAGUGUACCGGUCGCCUAUAAUCAAGCCGUUCAUGCCGUCGCGGUGCCGACGACUCCCCUUGGUGCAAUGUACAAUAAUAACACCAUGAUGGUCGACGAGCAGACUAACGGCGAAGGUGCACAGGCUCAAUCACAAAGCGUAGCCGGGAUCUUACCCGUUUUGCAAAACAUUGUCGCGACGGUCAACCUUGAUUGCAAACUUGACUUAAAGACCAUCGCCCUUCAUGCUAGAAAUGCAGAAUAUAAUCCAAAGCGUUUCGCUGCUGUUAUCAUGAGAAUACGUGAGCCAAAAACAACCGCACUCAUCUUUGCUUCGGGAAAGAUGGUGGUUACUGGUGCUAAGUCCGAAGACGACUCAAAGCUUGCAAGUAGAAAGUACGCUCGCAUCAUCCAGAAACUUGGAUUUAACGCAAAGUUCACGGAUUUUAAAAUUCAAAAUAUUGUGGGUUCUUGUGAUGUGAAAUUUCCCAUACGUUUGGAAGGCUUAGCAUACUCUCAUGGACAUUUUAGUAGUUAUGAGCCCGAAUUGUUUCCGGGGUUGAUUUACAGAAUGGUGAAACCAAAGAUCGUAUUGCUAAUAUUUGUGUCGGGAAAGAUCGUUCUUACCGGUGCCAAAGUGCGAGAGGAAAUCUAUCAAGCAUUUGAGGCUAUCUAUCCCGUACUGACGGAAUUUAGAAAACCUUGA